Neospora caninum is the source of this 1083-nucleotide messenger RNA. RefSeq lists its product as hypothetical. The coding region runs from base 1 to 1083 and encodes 360 amino acids. The record is from RefSeq and is a predicted model, not a curated record. Lineage: Eukaryota; Apicomplexa; Conoidasida; Eucoccidiorida; Sarcocystidae. The transcript has 2 exons.
AUGUUUCUUAAAACGGUCGCGGCGACAAGUGUCGCUCUUCUUCUGUCCGGUACGGGUUCCUUGGGGGCUGUAGCGGUUCCAGACGUCUUGGACUUCCUGUCGCAAGCGACCGCCUACGUGGACGAUGUGGCGGGCGAUGCUGCGGAGGUUGCCAGCGGUGUAAACGCGGAACCCGCCUUGACGUUCAGCGUGGACCAACUUCAGAUCAUGUUUGAAGGGCUUCUCGACCAAGAGUUUCCCGAUGAGAUGGAAAAGAUGGCAGCGAAGCGAAUGAUCGAGGACGCUGCACACGACGCUGAUAGCAAUGACGCCGAUGGAGAAGAACUACUCAGCAGGUUGGCGGCUAAUAUUGCUAGUCUCGUUAACGACAACAUCGGGAAAUCCCUCGCUGGAGAAGUGGAGUCGGAAGGGGCGAAGGGUGGCAAAGGGCAAGGAGGAGUUGCACUGCUGCUGAAACAUAACAUGGCAAAGAAGCUGAGGCUGAUUAAGAUCCUGGAAACCUUCUGGCUCUUUGUGAGGAUGUCUAAGCAAUAUGUUCCCCCUUCUCCUACUACGACAUCAACCGUGAGGACAACUACGCGUAUGCCUCCCCACAAGGGCCAUCCCUAUCCUCCUCCGAGUCAUUCAUCAACUACAACAAAGGCUCCUGGACGUCCAUCGACGGGGCCGUCUCCGCCGGAGAACACGCCGACUCCCAGAGGCAACUCCGAGACAACCCUCUACUUGAAUGUGGCACCGUUAACUCUUUUGAACCGGAUAUGCCAAGGCCAGCGUGACGCAUGCGCCCAGGUCUUUGCAGAGUCACUUCACACAGCGAUAUAUGCGGAGACUCAAGAUCCAGAUUUCACCAAGGACCGCGUGAAGAUGGGCGCUGUUAACCCGCGAGGCUCCGGAGUAACACAAGUGGUGAUCAUCCUGCGUGACGGUGAUUUACGCUUCGCCAAGGUGCUUGAGAAGGUAAUGGCUGACGUCUCGAAGUGCGGCUCGGAUCCUUCCCUUCCCAUCUGUCAAACAAUGACUGGUGACACUCUUGCGAAGAACAACGUCAGUCCUACAGUCAGCAACAUGAGAGUGGUGCAGUGA